AGUCGCGCGCGGGCCGUCAGCGAGGGAGGUUGUGUCGCGUCGACGGGCGGAGCGUAUAGAUUCUGGCGGGAGAAGGGAUAGGGACGUUUUAGUGACCGUCAAUAGCACGUUGUGGUUUCGCGGAGGGCACUGAAGGCAGGCGUGGAAGAAAGACGAAGUGAAGAACUCGUAGCAGAAAGACGAGUGAACGGGUCACAAUGAGCUGGCUGCUGACUGUCUGUUUGUCUGCCUCACUCUUCAUGGCCGGCGACAGUGAACUCGGUCAUUCUCACGGGUACGGGGUGUACCACCACCACGCGCACUACUCGUACGAGCCGAUACCGGGCGGCAACAACUACAACACGACCGUGUUGGAGGGCGACGAGGCGGUGCUCAGGUGUCGGCUGAAGGAGCCCGCCGGCAGGAAGAUCACCUGGCUGCGUCGGCGCGACUGGCACAUUUUGUCGUCCAACCUGCAGCUCUACAUCCAGGACGAGAGGUUCCAGGUGACCCACCCAGGCGGCUCGGACGAGUGGAACAUGCACAUCAAACCGGUCCAGUACUCGGACGCCGGCAGCUACGAGUGUCAGGUGACUGACGGUGAGCAGGUGCUCUCCACCUUCAUCCACCUGCGAGUGAAGAGACCGCGGGCUCUGAUCAGCGGCACCCGCCAGUACCACAUGGUGCCCGGUAGCAGCCUCAGCAUCAACUGCACCGUCAUAGAGACGCGGUACCCGGUGCGGGUGGUUUCCUGGCUGAAGGACGACGUGCCGCUGACGCCGGCGCCGCCUCCGCUGACGCCCGAUGCCGACGGGCCGCGGCUGACGGUGGAGACGCACCGCGGGGACGUCAACACCACGUCACUGCUGACGCUGGCUGCCGUCGGCGCUGACGACUCUGGCGUCUACACGUGCCGCGCCCGCGGAGCAGCGCCCGACAGCGUCAAAUUGUUCGUCGAUAACGCCGACAAGACGGCCGCCAUCAGCCGGCGGAACAGCACCGGUAGCGCGCUCAGCGGACGGGGGCCGGCCACCUGGCUCCUGCCGGUCACAGCCUGUCUGCUGGCCAGGUAG
This is a messenger RNA of Amphibalanus amphitrite, 1052 nucleotides long. RefSeq names its product protein sidekick-1-like. The coding region runs from base 198 to 1052 and encodes 284 amino acids. Gene Ontology annotation, biological process: synapse organization. The transcript is spliced from 7 exons. NCBI's taxonomy places the organism in Eukaryota, Metazoa, Arthropoda, Thecostraca, Balanomorpha, Balanidae. The record is from RefSeq and is a predicted model, not a curated record. Gene Ontology annotation, cellular component: neuron projection membrane.